Messenger RNA from Eurytemora carolleeae, 3627 nucleotides. RefSeq names its product hemicentin-2. The transcript has 22 exons. Gene Ontology annotation, molecular function: cell adhesion molecule binding. Gene Ontology annotation, biological process: cell-cell adhesion. The coding region runs from base 188 to 3598 and encodes 1136 amino acids. NCBI's taxonomy places the organism in Eukaryota, Metazoa, Arthropoda, Copepoda, Calanoida, Temoridae. The record is from RefSeq and is a predicted model, not a curated record. Gene Ontology annotation, cellular component: cell-cell junction.
CGUGAGUACACCGGCUUUUCAAUCGGUUCGGUUAGUUAACAGUUGACCAUUGGUACUGGUGCGAGUGACAUGCCAGGACAGAAGUGUUAUUAACUUCAUCAGUUUAAUAUUUAAUGUGAAUCAGUAAUCAAAUAAAGUGAGAUUAAAAACUAUGUGAGAUAGAAAAACGAAUAAAUCACAAUUAAUAAUGGAGUUCCUGUCUAGGCUUAUACUUUUCUAUUUGUUGAGUGAAAAAGGAUUUGUUGAAGGGACAGAGCGUGAAAGUUUAGAUGUGCUUGAAGGGGAAGAAGUUACUUUACAAUGCAGGUUUGACCCAGUAGCAGCUAGGACUGAGGUGACACUCUACUGGAUCAGGAAUAACAGGGAUGGGAGUGAUAAUGCAGCGAUAGGGAGCACAUCACUAGAUUCAAAUUACAGGGUUGAGAAGUACCCUGAGUUAGGACGGUAUGAUCUAAAGAUAGAGAAUACAACCUAUGACAGGGAUAACGGGAACUUCAAGUGUAUGGUUAAACAAGGUGGAACAGGGACUCUUCUUCACAUCAAGAAAAUCAGUUUGACUGUGUUACUGAAACCAUCUCCUCCCAGAGUAAUCCCUUCGACUCCGGUCUCUACGGAGGGAACUCCGGUCAACCUAACCUGUUCAAGUGUAGGGGGCUCACCCCCGCCCCAGUUGAGAUGGUAUCGUGAAGGUGACUCCCAACUACUAGAAUCCACUAUGAUCCUAGGAUCAACAAGAGAGGAUCCAAGUCUUAGCAUUCUAACAAUUCUACCUCAAAAGGAAGACAACGGGGCUGUAUUCCGUUGUACAGUCUGGAAUAGAGCUUUGGGUCAGAGACAAAAACUGGAGCAUAAAAUCACACUUCAAGUUAACUAUUUUCCUCGUGUUUCUAUUGGUCCUGAGAAUCCACUGAGAGUUGAAGAGGGAGAUACUGCUGUUCUAAUGUGUCAGGUUGAUGCAAGACCAGAGGUGGAAAACGUAAAAUGGACGAGAGAGGGACGGUACAUAGCAACCACUUUCAGACACGUGAUACCUACAGUUGACCGGCGGGAUGAGGGUCCAUAUUUCUGUGAAGCUGACAAUCAACUUGGACAAACUGGGAAAGGAGAAUUAAAUCUAAUCGUUCUUCAUGAACCCAAGAUAUCCCUGGAAAGGUUUAAAGAGGUGAAUGCAGGGGAAGAAGUUCGAAUACAUUGUAAAGUAACAGCCAACCCUCAUCCUGUUUCAUUCAAGUGGCGACGGCAUGAUACCCCUGGGUUUGAACAGGAAGGAGAAUAUCUAAACAUCAAGGAUAUAUCUCCCCAGGAUUCAGGAGUAUACUCUUGCUCUGCUACUAAUCUUAUUGACCCAAGUGGAGAAAACACCCGUCGCAGAACUGGAAACGGAACCAUAGAACUUGCAGUUCGUCACAAACCUGGAGUAGGGUUUGUUCAACCUAGCAGGCCAGCUGGAAUUGAAGGUAAAUCAAUCACUCUGACAUGUGGAGCUAAUCCGUCUGGGUUUCCGGAACCUAAAUUUACAUGGUGGAAGGAAGGAAACCCUACACAAGUUCUCUCAACUGAAGCAUCCUUAACCAUCCGUCCGAUUAGAAUGGACAGCGGGGGAAACUAUAUUUGCAAACCAUAUAACGAGUUGGGAGAUGGUACUCCUGUAACCUGGGAGCUCAAUGUGGAACAGGAACCAAGGAUAGUCUCUGGACUACAAGAACGUAUUCUCCGAAAGGUUGGAGAUACAGGACUGAUAAUGACCUGCAGCGGCAUUGGUAAACCUAAACCUGAUGUAACAUGGUUUAAAGAUGGAGCUCCAAUUGAUCCAUCAGAUAGCAGAAUGUUUAGUGUAACCGUUAGUGCCCAGCAGAGCUAUCCUCAAACUACCACCAACGUUAUCUCCUCAAUACGAUUUACUGGAUCUGCCCGUGAAGCUACAGACGGCAUCCAUCCCUCUGAUGCAGGAGAAUAUGUUUGUCAGUUUGAGAACAAUGUUGGUCGAGCACAAUCGGCAGUAGUACUGAAGGUGGAGCAUAAACCUAUUGUGUCACAUAAGCACAAUAAAAUAGCUGCUGAUCCAGGAGAGAUGGCUCAAAUACCCUGCAGGAUGAAAGCCUUUCCUGCUCCCUCCUUUGAAUGGGAAUGGCAGAAUGCUGCCGCAAGAAGCAAAGUAGGCUUCUACGAGAUUCCUAUGAGACAGAUUGGAGAUAACGAGUAUGAAUCAAUCCUACGAGUAUCCAAUGUCAAUCCAUCCUUCUAUGGUGAGUUUGUUUGUAAGGCUGGGAACAACAUGGGAUCUGUUCGAACAGUCGUAAAUCUUGUCAAGAAAGGGCGACCUGAAAGUCCCAGUAAUCUUGAGUCUACGGAUACAGGACCAAACAGUAUUGUAAUGAGCUGGGUUGAGAACUUUAAUGGCGGACUCAACAAUACCAUGUUUAAACUUCAGUAUAGAGAACUGGGAGGAAGCAUUUCCGAUGCUAAAGAGAUUGGUUGUAGAACUAAGAACUGUAAACUAUCUGACCUAAAACAACAUACAACCUACAUUGUCCGAAGCAAGGCUAUCAACCCCCUGGGGGAAUCUAACUGGUCAGAACAAGUGUCAAUCACUACUCAGAUCGACGUGUCUCAAAUACCCCGUGCAGAAAGUUUAUAUUUUGAGAUAUCAACUAAAUCUAUUUCCUUCAAAGUGAACAACUACCCGCUGAACCUGAUGGGGAAGAUAGAGGUGAUGACGGAGGAACAGAGUUGGACACAUCUUAGGAGUGUGUCUCUAAAACAUCAUCCUUACAAGUUUGCUGUCAGCUCGGAUAUAGAAUUCCAGAAUGUUCGAAUCCGACUAUGUUUGGAGAGUAAUGAUAUGCUGUGUGGAGCUUACACUGAGGCUAGUGUAGUUGAUAGAAUACAGGAGCAGGCCCUGUUUUCCGUUGAUGGUGAGUCUUGGUUAGUGGCUGUUAUUGUUGGUGUUCUUGUAACAGCUGUCAUCUCUCUAAUAGUUCUAGCUAAAUUCUGCCAUCAGCGUCACUCCAAGAACUCAAGUUUAUUGCAGAAAGAAGAUAUGUCUGUAUCUAAGCCUGAUCUGCUGCAUACCUCCCUGUCCUAUGAUAAAAUCACUGCGUUAAGCAAGGAAGUUGACGGAAUAACUGACAAUAAUCUGCAGAGGAAAAUUGGAGAAAACAGCUCGGGAGGAGUUGGAGACUCAGUUAACUCCCAGGAUUCUCUUUGGAACGUUCCAGGAGACGAGUAUAGGUUUAAACCCUCCCUGGAUCAGAUGGAUAGGUUUGAUGCUGAUUAUGCUCAUUACCCCCAACCCGAGGAAUAUUUAGCAGACCUAACUACCAAGUAUCUAACUGACCCUAAUGGAUUUAACCUGGUCCAGCCCAAGGGGCUUCAACAGGACCUGAAAAGAUUCCAAGGGGAAUCCAGCUUUAACGGGUUCGAUCAUGGACAAUAUUUUGCCAAUGGUGAUCAGUAUGCCGUCCCAGCUAAACUUAGAUCUAAUAUACAAGGUCUGCCACUGAACGGUACACUGAAUAGAGAAAAGAAUUACUACGACCACUCCGACCAAAGUUCCCAAGAUACACCUAAAAAAGUGAUCAGAGAAAUAAUCGUUUAAAAGCUAAAAACGUCAUCAAUGCUGAUGAA